GGAGGGAUAGCUCAUUUAAACCUGUUUGGUCGGACUUCACUGCUGAGAAAAACUGCCCCAGCCACAUCAGUCUGCAAAACGCUCCUGAGAUGAUGUCUAUUUCCUUUUUCCUGCUCUUUAUCAUCAUGGAUGGGGUGUCCUGUAAAGUAUGCAGUUAUCAGGAUGUUCUGGACUACCUAAACCUGACGGUAGACAACAGUGUGUUUAAACUGACCCGACCCGUUCUGGACCACACACACACCACAGUGGUGAAGUCGGACAUCAUCCUCUACGCCAUUCUGUCCGUGGUUGAGAAAACACAAACCUUUGUGCCGUUCCUCUGGGCAUCAGUGCAAUGGAAAGAUGAACGCAUCUCUUGGGAUCCAGCUCAGUUUUGCGGAAUCACUGAGAUUUCAGUUCCUAAAGACAUGCUCUGGAAACCUGACCUCUUAAUCUAUGAGAUGAUACAGAAGGAUGACUCUCCUCCAAAUCCAUACCUGCUGGUGAGUCAUGAAGGAUCCGUCUUUUAUGAUGAGGACAUGCGUGUGGUUAGCACUUGUAAGAUGGACGUCCACAAGUUUCCAUUUGAUACUCAGGAAUGCAGCAUAUCCAUUGGUUCUGCGGUACACUGUGUAAAGGAAAUACGAAUGUCUCCUUUCUCAAAUUCCUCUCGGGCAACGCAGUUUUCCCGAGAGAUAAUGAAGACUCAGGGGGAGUGGGAGUUCCUGAAAAUGUCCGUCGAAAGCUCCAACCUCAGCUUGUAUGACAGACGUUGGGAACUGCUCACUUACACGGUCACCAUAAAGAGGAGACCUCUACUUCACGUCAUAAAUUUCCUGUUGCCUAUCCUGUUUUUCCUUAUUCUGGAUCUCGCCUCCUUCUUCAUUGCUGACCAUCGAGGGGAGAAGCUGGGCUUCAAAGUCACGGUGCUGCUGGCCAUCUCUGUCCUCCUGCUCAUCCUUAAUGACAUCCUGCCCUCCAUGUCCAACAAGACUCCACUGAUAGCGACCUACUGCAUUGUGAUUUUUGCUCUGAUGCUGCUCAGUCUGCUGGAGACAAUCCUGGUAACGUAUCUGAUGGAAAAAGACUCCGAAGAUGAAUUGUGGGAAAGUGAGGAGGACAAACACAAACAAGUCAAAACAAACUGUAGUUCAGACAACAAAAAAACAAAUGGCUGCCACUGCAUCUGCCAAGCCUGUGACAGUGAGAGACAGCAGGAUCUCCUUAAUGCUGAUGAGGAGGUGAACAACAUCAGUCACUCGAGGGAUACAAAUGUUUUGCUGUUGAUCCUGGACGAGUUGAAGAAGUUGCAGAACAUGAUGAAUCAACAUCUUGGCCCCAGAGAGGAAAGAGUGAAGUCUGUAUUCUGGGCAAAGAGAAUCAACCGAUUUUUUUUUAUUUUUUAUGUUAUAACUGUUUCACUCUUUCUGUCCUUCAUCUGUAUGGAAUGGUACUGUUAGAAAUAUAAAAUCCUUCAUUGCAAUACCGUAUUGUACAAUGUCCAAUCAGUAUGUAUUGUAUCUGUAGCUGUGCUGUUAGAAAUAUUCUGCUUUGUAACAAAUUUCAUGCAAAUUAGCAUUUUAGGCUUUUCUGAAAUUAAAACAAAGUUAGAGAAUUCAACAAGCAAAUACUUUAUAGUAGAGAUACUUCAAUCCAUCCUCAAUAAACUAAUACAGAAAGUGAAUACAUUAUAAACAAUUCAGCUGUGCAGCGAGCGGCUGAAACACCAGUCAUUUGCAUAUUAAGACAUUCAAAGCAAAGUGCUAUGAAGAAGGAGAAAAGCAUUUGUGUAAGUUUUGACCUCACAUGUUUUUAACUGAAACUAUACUAAAAUAUGUUACAAGCUGAACUGCUGCUUAAAUAGCUUUAACUUACAGAGACAAAUACCUUAGAUCGGUGUAGAGUAGAAACAUUUCUGAUUGAGACAUCCCUACGUACUACACUAUAUGAAACUUUUAAUUCUUAUUUUUGCUUUUUUUAUUUACCAAAAAACUGUAAAAAUUGUUCAACAGAAUAUUUAAAAAUAAAGCUUCAGUCUUAACUUUAUUAAUACCAUUUCUGUUUUUCCUUUCAUUUUAAAAUACUAAAUUUUUCUGUUGAGUGAAUUUCUUUCAGAUAAUUGGUAAAAACAAAAAGAAAAAAAAAAAAAAAAAAAAAAACAUAAGGUCAAACAAUGAAGCCUUGAAAUUCCUGCAACCAUUAAAUCUAAAUUUAUAUAGAAAUCAUAAACAUGGAAACUCUGUUUGGGGUCAAGCUACUAACUAAUAUACAGUAUAUCAUAUAUGCACAAAAAUACACACAAGGAUAGAUGUUUCUUACAGAGCAGCAGUAACAGACGGUUGUACCAUGGAUGGCUGGAAAAAUAAAAGUUAGGAGAUUAUAUCCUGUGUAUGAAAAUGUAAAAAGCUGUAGAAAUAAAACAAUUACCUUUUUCUGUUUCAUAUUAACCAAGCUCAGUGCAUUCUGCUUUUAAUCUGAAAAAACAACCCCAAACAGAAACCCCUAAUCAUUUAGCAUUUCAGAUUUUUGCUCAAAAGUUAAAACAUUUGUUUAAAUGUUUAUAUUUUAUGAGUCCACAAAACAUACACCUGCAAUUUACUCUUGAAGUGGCCAUUUAUGGAUUUUGACCCUUAAUUUAAUUUAAUCAAAAAUAUUUUGUUUUAAUGAAUAUUAUAUAAGUAGAGCCUAUAAAAAUUUUUUUAUGAGGGAAUAUAGUUGAAUAUAUUAUUCACUAAUUAGAAAAGAAAUCAAAACAUACUUUUCAAAAUAGGAAGACCUAAAAUGUGCCGUGUGAUUUUAUAUUUAUGGCAAUGACUUAUGCAGUCUCCUGGAUGUCAGCUUGACUCCUAUGGUUCGUGUUACCUUAUCUUUCUCAACUGAAUAAAGAAAUAUAUUUCUUUCUUUGACCACACAGAUGUCAUUAAUUUAAAUGUACAGUUUUUAUGUUUUAAAUAGGAGCUAGGUAGCCUAACUGCUUACUGCAACUCACUGAUCCUGAGUUUUACAGGAAUGUUUACCUCCAAGGGAAUUGAAAACAGCUGUUCAGCUGCAUUUUUGCCAUAAUCCUUUUCAUAUUGAUCAAUAAAAGACAUUUGAACUGA
Girardinichthys multiradiatus is the source of this 3080-nucleotide messenger RNA. RefSeq names its product 5-hydroxytryptamine receptor 3A-like. Gene Ontology annotation, molecular function: transmembrane signaling receptor activity; extracellular ligand-gated monoatomic ion channel activity; neurotransmitter receptor activity. The coding region runs from base 90 to 1439 and encodes 449 amino acids. Gene Ontology annotation, cellular component: synapse; membrane; neuron projection. The record is from RefSeq and is a predicted model, not a curated record. The transcript is spliced from 10 exons. Gene Ontology annotation, biological process: nervous system process; regulation of membrane potential; signal transduction. NCBI's taxonomy places the organism in Eukaryota, Metazoa, Chordata, Actinopteri, Cyprinodontiformes, Goodeidae.